Austrofundulus limnaeus is the source of this 880-nucleotide messenger RNA. RefSeq names its product HD domain containing 2 (gene hddc2). Gene Ontology annotation, cellular component: cytoplasm. The record is from RefSeq and is a predicted model, not a curated record. Gene Ontology annotation, molecular function: 5'-deoxynucleotidase activity. Lineage: Eukaryota; Metazoa; Chordata; Actinopteri; Cyprinodontiformes; Rivulidae.
AAUGGCGGCCACCAGUGAGAAAUUACCCGGCAUGAAUAUGCUGCAGUUUAUGAAAUUAAUCGGACAACUCAAAAGGGUGCCCCGGACCGGCUGGGUGUACAGGAAGGUGAAGAAACCAGAGAGCGUAUCGGACCACAUGUACCGCAUGGCUAUGAUGUCUCUGACCAUCACUGACCCCACAGUGGACCGAGACAGGUGCAUAAGGCUGGCUCUUGUCCACGAUAUGGCAGAGUGCAUUGUGGGAGAUAUUGCUCCAUCAGAUAAUGUCAGUAAGGAAGAGAAGCACAGGAGAGAGGAGGAAGCGAUGAGACACCUGACAAAUCUUCUGCCGGAGGGACUCAAACAGGAGCUUUUUGCUCUGUGGGAGGAAUACGAACAUCAGCGCAGUCCAGAAGCCAGGCUGGUGAAACAGUUCGACCUCCUGGAGAUGAUCCUGCAGGCGCACGAGUACGAAGAGCUGGAGGGAGCGCCGGGAAGGUUGCAGGAGUUCUUCGACUCCACCACCGGUCAGUUCCACCACCCAGAUGUUCUGCAACUGCUCGGCUCUUUAAACGAUCAAAGGGGAAGUCACAACACUGACGACACGAGGAGCAAGAAACCGGAGAGUCGUCAGGAUCUGAACCCCAACACGACUUCACACACGCAUCYUGACUGAAUGCAAAAAACUUUUUUUAGAUGGACCUGAAACAAAAAAAGCUACAGCGAUGACCUCAUUCUCUUUUAGGUUCAUUCUGCAGAUGGUUAAACCUAAACUGUUUAAUGAGUUAUUUUUCUCUAAAAGAUGAAAUUUGAAAACGGCUACUAUUGUAGGUGGCACAUCAUCUUUUGUUUUACUAUAAAACAUUUUUUUUGUUGAAUAUACUAAACUUGUUUAACCUCC